This is a messenger RNA of Hemibagrus wyckioides, 3469 nucleotides long. RefSeq names its product F-box and leucine-rich repeat protein 15 (gene fbxl15). Gene Ontology annotation, molecular function: protein binding. Lineage: Eukaryota; Metazoa; Chordata; Actinopteri; Siluriformes; Bagridae. The transcript has 4 exons. The record is from RefSeq and is a predicted model, not a curated record. The coding region runs from base 49 to 981 and encodes 310 amino acids.
GUGUAGAGGGAAGCUCGUUAACGUAUCACCCGGUCAGCAGCACUAAAGAUGACCGACCAUAAUCAGCGCUUAGUUGGGGUUUACACUUCAGUGGAGGGAAAGCCGGAGGAACGAGCCGGGGAGUCCAAGUAUCAGCUGUUGGAUUUGCCCUGGGAGGACGUUCUCGUGACACAUGUGCUGUGCUACUUGCCUUUACGACAUCUGGUCAGCCUACAGCGAGUGAGCAAGUGCUUCCGCUCUCUAAUUCAGGUUUAUCUGGCCAACUGCCGCUCAUUCGACCCUGCGCAGACAGGUCCUCAAAUUCCUAAGGAAGCUUUUUGUUCCAUGCUCUGUGAUAAUAAAGUCCUCCAGAGUCUCUCUGUACACGGCUGUUGUGACUGGAUCACUGAUGAGGAGCUGCUUCCUGUGAUCGGUCAGAACCAGCAGCUGCAGCGUGUGGACCUACACGGCUGUGUCCACCUCACUCGGCACGCUCUGGUGGCUGUGGCUCUUGGCUGCCCCCGUCUGCAGCACCUGGGCCUGGCGCACUGUGAGUGGGUGGAUAACCUGGCACUGCGAAGCGUAGCAGAUCACUGCACCGAGCUGCGAGCGCUGGAUCUCACGGCCUGCAGGCAGCUGAGAGACGAGGCCGUGUGUUACGGGGCAGUGCGCUGGCCCACGCUGCGCUCACUCUCUGUGGCCAUCAAUGCCAACAUCACAGACACAUCUGUGGAGGAAGUGGCCAAGCACUGCAGAGAGCUCGAGCAUCUCGACCUGACUGGAUGUCUGAGGGUUCACAAUGAGGCCAUCAAGACUGUGGCUGAAUACUGCCCUAAACUGCAGUCCCUGAAGGUGAAUCACUGUCAUAACGUUAGUGAGUCCAGUCUGGGUGUGCUACGAAGGCGGAAUGUAGAGAUCGAUGUGGAACCUCCCCUCCAGAGGGCGCUGGUGCUGCUCCAGAACGUGGUGGGCUUCGCUCCCUUCAUAAACCUACAGAUUUAACAGUACAUGGGUCGUUGUGUAUCAUACGUCUCAGAAAAGUGCCGAUCUCUCAGUGAACAUCACGCCCAUUGGUCAGGUGUGUUUUUCUGAGAGGUGUGGUACAUACGACCCCAAGACCAGACAAGCUAAAAUCAGGUGAGUGAUGAUUACACCAUCUACUGUAUUAUAUAAACCUGUUUAAAAGGAAAAAAACAUCACUUCUUACUUUGUUGGUUCAUUCAUACAUUGUAAGAAACAUUUUUCAUUAUAUUUCUUUGCUUCAUAAAGAGGUUCUGCAUGAAGCAUUCUCCGAUAAGAAAAGUCUUUAACAAAUUAUCUUUAACUGAAUUCCCUCUUAGAAAAAGAUUUGGGCUGUCGAAGCGUGCAUCAUCACUGGGAUCACUGGUUUAAAUGUCAUCGAUGCCAAAGCUGUGUGUUCUGGGUGGGCGUGAUGGGGCAUUGGCACGGAUGUUAGUCAUAGUGACGAUAGCCGGUCUUGGGCUUCUGUAUGCAGAAAAGAGAAAUAGAAAUAGCCUUUUAUUUGUCACAUAUACAUUACAGCACAUAUCCCAUCCUUGGAGGUUGGGGUCAGAGCGCAGGGUCAGCCAUGGUACAGCCCCGUGGAGCAGAGAGGGUUAAGGGCCUUGCUCAAGGGCCCAACAGUGGCAACAUGGCAGUGCUUGGGAUUGAACCCCCGACCUUCCGGUCAACGACCAAGAGCCUAACAACUUGAGCCACCACCGCCGAGUAAAUAUGGCUUUCACUCGAGUGUGUUACACUGCCUGGGAUGCAGCAUGAGCAGUAAAUUAAAAAGAUGCCGAAAGCUGGUUCAUGUGUCUCUGAGGAACCACAUAUUAGCCUUCACUCUGCCGAACUGGUAGCUGUCAUGAGAUGGGGAGAUGUCCUGAAAUAGAUGUUGUGAGAUCAAAACCAGAAUAUAUUCCUGUCAGAGAGAGUUCUUUAGGGAGUAAAGACUCCUUGACAAUUUAUACAUUGUAUAAAUGUAAAUGAUAACUUGUACUGUAUUGCAGGGUAUGAUAGAAAAGUAUUGUGUGUCAAGUGCUAGGAACUUAUCAUUGUUUCCUAAUGAAAGCUGCAUAUGAUUUGUGAAAACCUGUAUUAAGGAGAUUGGUCUGCUUUAUCACAAGAACAUUCUACAUGCAGUUAAAAAAAAUUAUCUACUGUUUUGAUAUCUUUCAGGACUUCCUACAUCCCUGAUCUAUUUGGAGUGAUUCCCUGUGCUGGCGCAGUGCAAUAUCAUGGACCGUGUGCUUGUAUGAAGGUUCAGCUAUGCUAUAUUUUGAGGACUUGUGUUCUACCAGCUCCUUUUCCAGACAUAGAAAUGAUGUGGGGUGCAGUAAUAGAAAGACAAAAAAACUGAUUUGAGACAGGUAUUUUAGAGAUGUUUACCUCACAAAUAAAAUGUCAGUGGAGCUGUCAUACUUGAGUUUUGCAUGCGUAAAUGCAAUGUCUUUUAGAUAUUCAGAUACGCUGCGGUAUAUUUUUUGGUUCUACUCCGAGCACUCAUUCUGAUUAGGAAUACACAAAUUGGGAUUGAACAAACUUUCAUAAGGAAUUGUUGGAAAUGUACUGUAUGAUAUUUUAUUUAUUCUUUUUUUUUUCUUCUUCUAUGGUAAACAUAAGCUUUGUUUAACUUUGCACUUAAUGAGCAACCGAAAGGAAAUCAAAGUAUCUGUUGAUUUCUAUCAUAAUUUCCUGAGCAAGUCAGAUUCCGAGAUGUAUUUUGCGUUAAGAGCGUUGUUGGAUACGCAUGAAACUGCUGUAUUUUUCAAACACCCAAAGCAAUUAUUAUUUCUAUAGGCAUAACUUGAAACUACAACCUCAACAUACCAGAUUAGCUUUAAAGCCGACUGAAUGUGUUUAUCAUCACAUUUAACUCAUUCUAGAGGUGACAAUGACAUUUCAUUAUAGGAAUAAAGAAUUUGCACUAAGGUUGGAUUGGUCUUUUUAAGGAACGGAUUAUAAAGCUUGAUUAUACAACACUCCUCAUUAACACUGACGAUUAAAAUGUCCUGUGCUCCAUAAUGAUUCAAGAUUACUCCACGAAUGUGAGUUUUAUUAUUACUGGGGUUUUUUUCUUUCUGUUGAAACUACAAUUAUUGUAAUAGAAUAUAUUCAACAGCAGUUUUAUACAUUUCCAGAAUGGCAAAUCAUGGCUUUGUAACUGUUUAACUCUACAGGAUCAUACAUGGUGUUCAAGCUUUGCAUUUUUAAAAAAAUAUUUUAUUAUGUUUAACAUUAAUUUGUUAUGAUUGUGUGUGCUAUAUAAAUGUUAUGUAUGAUUGGUUAUAUACAAUAAUAUGCAAUAUUGAUGAGGUUUUGGAAAUUUUGAGUGAGAUCACUUUUGCCCAGUUUGUAAAUGUCUAAUAGCAUUUUAUGUAUUUCAAAUCUUGAUAUGUUUACAGACUUUUUAAGACUCUCUGAUGCACAAAAUCAGCAUUUUUUUCUGCACUGAAAUCAUUCAGUAGAAAUAAAAGUUUUAAGAUGG